AAAAUAUGUAAAUGCACCCAUUACAAUUCGACCUACCUAUAGAAACAAUUUAAUAAUGCAGAUAUCUGACCACGAAAACCUGCAGACCUUGAUGGUGACGGAAUUUUCUAUCAGUAGAGAAAAUGUGGUUCUUGAUACUAGUUGCCUUUAUUAGUUUACUUGUGUACCUCUCAAUUUUUAAGGUUAACACAUAUUGGACACGAAAAUGUGUGCCCCAACUGACACCACUCCCCCUCAUAGGAAACAUGGGUUCGAUUAUUCUUCGUAAAAAAGAGGUCUCCCAUAUCACACAGGACAUCUACAACUCCUUCCCAAAUUCAAGAUACAUUGGAAUCUACCAGUUCCGCAAACCAACCCUCUUCGUGCGCGAUCCCGAACUGAUCCGCCAAAUCACGAUCAAGUGCUUCAACAACUUUCCCGAGCACAGCCUCUUCAACAACGAUGAAAACGACGUCCCUAAAAACAAGGGUCUCUUCUCCCUCGGAGCAAAAAGCGGAUGGCACGACAUGCGCAAGCGACUGAAUGGCGGUUUCACCCCGAACAAGAUGAAGGACAUGUUCGGUAUCAUAAACGAAUCCGUGGACACCCUCGUUGAGUACCUUUCGGAACGUGAGGGCGCCGGCGUCGACAGCAGAGAACUAUUCACGCGACUGAACUGCAACGUUAUUCUCAACACGAUGUUCGGAAUCGAGUGCAAUUGUCUAAAAGAGCCACCUCACAAACUGUUCUCCAUGGGGAACGAAAUUAACGACUAUUCCAGUUGGAAAUUUGUACGAAUUUUUGCUACGACAAUAAGCAUGACCCUUACCAAGCUUCUUGAUAUUAAUCUGGUCAGAGGCGAGCUGUUCGUCCACUUCAUGCAGGCGAUAAAGGGUUCGUUGAGGGAGAGAGAACGGAAUAAAACAUUUAGGGGUGACAUGGUCGACUUCAUGUUAGACAACAAAGGCGAGACCGAUGAUGAACCUAGCGCGAAGAAGAUCAACCUAAAUGAAGACGAGAAAGCCAUGCAACUUUUUGGAUUUUUCAUCGGAGGGUACGACGCAAUUUCGGCGUUGUUAGCUUACUCAAGCUACGAGCUGGCGGUGAAUCCGGACAUUCAGAGGAGGCUCAGGGAGGAGGUUGAGGGAGUGACUCAUUUGACGUAUGAAAGUUUAAUGAAUAUGAAGUAUUUGGAUAUGGUUGUCUCAGAGGUUUUGCGAAAAUGGCCCAUUGCAGUGUUCAUCGAUCGGAAAUGUAUGGAGCAGUUCGUGAUACAACCGGAGCAUGCGAACGAGGCCGAGUUGAUCCUGGAGCCCGGCAUUCUUUGCUGGAUACCUAUCUAUGCGAUCCAUCGCGAUCCAAAGUACUAUCCCGAGCCUGAGAAAUUCGAUCCCGAACGUUUCAGCGAAAAAAAUAAACAUCAAAUUAACCGAUCGGUUUACUUUCCUUUCGGAGCAGGCCCGAGGACAUGCAUAGCGUCUAAAUUCUCGGUGUACGUUUGCAAGUUGGUAUUGGUGAGAAUUUUGCAAGAGUACCAAAUCGUCGAAUGUGAAGGUACGGUUCCGCCUUCGGAUGUGAGCAAGAUUGUCAUCUUUUUAUCAGGUUCUGGAUCGAAGGUGGCGUUUAAACGAAAGAAUUAAAAACUUGAUUUGCACAUA
This is a messenger RNA of Photinus pyralis (common eastern firefly), 1637 nucleotides long. Its product is annotated as cytochrome P450 9e2-like. Gene Ontology annotation, molecular function: monooxygenase activity; iron ion binding; oxidoreductase activity, acting on paired donors, with incorporation or reduction of molecular oxygen. The record is from RefSeq and is a predicted model, not a curated record. Bases 123 to 1619 code for a protein of 498 amino acids. Lineage: Eukaryota; Metazoa; Arthropoda; Insecta; Coleoptera; Lampyridae. The transcript has 6 exons.